UUUUUUUUUAAAGGAUCUAGUUCUGUCCUUGAGCCGUUCUUGUCUAUUAAUGUUGUGUGUUAUGUCCUCUUUCAUGUUUUGUGUGGACCCCAGGAAGAGUAGCUGCUGCUAUCGCAACAGCUAAUGGGGGAUCUUAAUAAAAUACCAAAUACAAUUGAAUAACUUUGUUUUUAAACUUCAUUUGACUGUGAAGCAUUAUGAUUUGAGCGGAAUCUUGAGAUUCACUGAUCCAGGAGAUGGAUGAAUAGAUUUCAGAUCUUUACUCUGUCCUAUACCCCAACAUUACAACCCAUGGGGACUAGAAAGUCUCUCUUAAAGGUUAAAGUGAAAUAUAUUGGGUUAAUUAAUCAUCUGUUGUCCAAAUGACAGGAAUCCAGCAUUUCGCUUCUCCCAGUCACUCACUGAUUUGUCAAACAUAGCUCAUAAGUGCAGAGACAGCCAGUGGGCAGUAGCGGUGUUUGGGUAAAAUCACCGGCGGAACCCCCCCCCCCCCCUCCAAAAAACAACAUAUUACAACCAAUCUGUUGUGUUAAUUGUGUUGUUUAAUCUACAACCUGUUUGUUCAUAUGCCUUGACACUGUGAUAUAUAGGCCUAAGGCCAAUACAAUAAGAAGACACAGUGACAGAUUAAAUUCAACCACACAUUUGUUUAAUAAAAAAACAGACGAGAUCCACAAAACAUAUUGCUUAUAACAAACAGUUACAUGACCUACAGCAGUGGUUCUCAACCAUUGGUACAAGAACACCUGGGAGUCCUUGUCCUAUCCACAGAGGGUACUUGAGAGGACUCAUGAGAACAUAAGCUUACUAGUAAAAUGCACAUGAGGGGGUACUUCAGGGGUAAUCUGGGCAAAGCAACAUUCAGUUGCUUGUGAAGUGACCAAAAAAGGUUUGGAACCACUGACCUACAGCAUGGUCAAAGAAGGUAAUGUUUCUGACAUUUUCUGAAUACUAAACAACUAUUGAUUUAGAACCAUGGAGAGUUACCACAAGUCGCAAAGAAAACAGGCGCUGCUCCCACUAUUCUAGCACCAUUUCAACUUCAACAUUUCAACAUCAUCCAAUCAGAUAUUCUUAUUAGUCUACUACAGUGAGAACUGUGAAUGGUCCUGAGCCAGGACCAUUCACAGUUGAGCUCAUCAACGCUGAUUGUCUGUUCUUUUAUACUUUUUUAAUCAAGGGAGGCCAAAUGCUCGCUGGCUUCCCUUGAAUUCAAUGCUACUGACGGCAACAAUGUCAUACUCAUUUUGACCAGACAGCAUUCGAUAGAUAAGCGACACAUACUGAGACAGAGGGACGCUGUUUCCUUCACUUGGAUGCUUUCUCUGGUGAGAUACAAUCAGCCUCUUGCAAAUUGAAGGAAAUGUAUGAAGCACUGCGAGAUUAAAGAUAAAUCAUUUUGUCUGUUUUUAUUACUUUGUUUGUCAAUUGUUGGGGGAAGCUUGUCAUUUUCCAAAUUCUUAACAUAUAAUACGAAUUGUAAUUUGUAACGUACCAUAAGAAUUGAAUGCUGGACAUCCACAAAUUAAUACAUACCACACAAACGUAACAUAUACAAAAUUAAGUGUCUCGGAUAAUACAGACGAAAUGUUCUGAGACCAGGUUGGAAUGAAGUUCGCAUUUGAUUGCAAGGCAAACUGUAAUUCGUUUUUAGUGUGCUUGAUGUGUGAAUGUUUUCAGAGAGUACAUAGCCUACCAUUGUGUUGGUUUCAUAGGUUGAUGGGCAACACUGACAAUUGCGCGCACAUAGAUAUUGGAUACAUUUAACACAUUUUACUGCAGGGCAUUGAACGAAGUUAAACUCAUAUCAUUUGGUGUGUAGAAGAUGCAUUUCUUUGCUAUUGGGGACAGGCAGGGUCGGGGUUGACUAGUAUCUCUAUUUGGAGGCCGCUCCCCUUCAUGCAAAACAUGUGCUAUUAUAGGUCAUUGGAGUCCGGUUACAACUGUAGAUGAAGAACACUCCUCACAAACAGGUUCUGAGCUGCUGGGAACGCCCUUGGACACGAAACCACCUGCUUUAUAAAGAUCCGACCGAGGACCAGAGAGAGUCAAAACAAAAACGAAAAGGAACAGGCACAAGAACAAACAAGAUAACUGCCGAACUCUCCCACAGCUUGGAACACGGAAAGCUGCACUGACACGAAAAAACAUCAAUCAGUCUCUGCUGCAGCAUUAAAAAAGGAGGGGCCACUUUCCAAAGGAUUAGAAAAUAAUUAGAGAAGGGUGGCACAAAUAGAUAAACAAACUAUCCAGCUCCGAUUAACAGUUACAACUGUUAUUUCUGAAAUAAGUUUGAGAAUCAACAACAGAGUCGAGAAAAUGAUGCAAAUCUCAGAAUCCCACCUGCAGAAGAACUCCUUGUUCAACUCCAUGAAUCGCUUCAUUGGAGCCGUCAAUAACAUGGACCAGACGGUGAUGGUGCCCAGCCUGCUGCGGGACGUCCCACUGGAAGAAGAGAGGGAGAUGGCCGCCCUCAAAAGCUCGGGAAACAGCGACAUCGAGGACGGCGACAUGUACAGCUACUACCAGCUCCUGAAGUCCAUCCGCUGCGACAUCGAGUGGGGAGUGAUGCGCGCCGAGAAGCUCAAGGAGAGCCGGGGUCCCAGCUCUCGGAUUGAUUCCGAGGAAGAAGAAUCGGAGGUGUCGUCCGAGGACGACGAGGUUAACCUGCAGAAGCAGUUCCAGUUCCACAUGACAGGGCUUCACGGGGUGCUGUCCAAGCUGACGCAACAGGCCAACACUCUCACCAACCGCUACAAGCAGGAGAUCGGCAUUGGAUGCUACUAAAGUGUAGUGUAAUGACCCGAGCGAACCCGCAUUCCCUGAUGAUCGAUGUUGUAUUAUUUAGCGCAAAGGAGUUGAACUGAACUGAAUAGUCUAUUACUUAUGAAAUUAUUUUGAAUAGAUGGAGAGAGAAAGAAAAAAAGAGAUGUAAUAUUUAACCUUUGUUGAUCCAAAGAAAUGUUGUGGUUGAACUGCAAUGUGGUAUACCUGGGUUCCAUUACCCCCUGUUUUGCACUCUGUUUUGCGCACUGUCUAUGUUUUAUGAGCCGCGAUCAAGCUUGACCCCUGCGUUCAGCUCAAGUGGUACACAUAUAAUGCAUAUUUAUACUUGUAUUUAAUAUUGAUGUAUAACUUAUUACCUCAUACUGUAUGUUUGAGAGCUGUAUAUUUCCUGGUUGAAGAAGUGCAUGACCGCAGACAUUUGGCUACAUUUUGAACAUCCCAUUAAGGGAUAAAUGCGCAUAGGAUUUAGCAUGUCUAAUGAUGCUAAUGUGUCAAAUAGUCUGUACAGGUUUUGUACUUCUUCCUAUUGUGUCUUUAUUAUGUCCUUAGCUAAAUGGAGGAGGCUUGACAGAUUCUUGCCUAUGAUCCCAAUGCUACCCUAUAUGAUCAAUGAACUGGAAUCAACAGAUGGUUCUUCUGAAAUAAUGAAUGAUUCAAAGAGAUCAUGUUAUUAUGGUGUUAUUGCCAUGGUAAUUAUGGAGAGGUGAAACUCUAAGACCAGUUAUUUAAUGUACAAUUUUAUGCUUUGGAUUGAAUAUAUUUGUAUGGAGAAAUAAACUUGUUUUUAUAACUGAAA
Molecule: messenger RNA, 3583 nt
Organism: Oncorhynchus kisutch (coho salmon)
Lineage: Eukaryota; Metazoa; Chordata; Actinopteri; Salmoniformes; Salmonidae
Product: mid1-interacting protein 1-B-like
Exons: 1
Coding region: 2320-2787 (155 amino acids)
Biological process (GO): regulation of lipid biosynthetic process
Cellular component (GO): cytosol
Source: RefSeq, a predicted model, not a curated record